Hevea brasiliensis (rubber tree) is the source of this 1706-nucleotide messenger RNA. RefSeq lists its product as uncharacterized. The record is from RefSeq and is a predicted model, not a curated record. Bases 270 to 1322 code for a protein of 350 amino acids. The transcript has 4 exons. Gene Ontology annotation, molecular function: metalloendopeptidase activity. NCBI's taxonomy places the organism in Eukaryota, Viridiplantae, Streptophyta, Magnoliopsida, Malpighiales, Euphorbiaceae. Gene Ontology annotation, biological process: CAAX-box protein processing. Gene Ontology annotation, cellular component: membrane.
UGCACGUUUCCAAGAGCCAAUCCGUCCAGAAAAUGAAUUAACAACCACAAUUCAGAUUACCUGUCCUACAGGUUAAAAGGAAUCUAUUUCCAAGUGGCUCGUCUCCCCUCCCCCUCCCAGCUGCCAAACGCGCUCUAAUAUCUCUCUCCCCUUCUGUUGAUUAGGGUUUUUGCAAUUUUUUUUUCCUCCUUCCUCAAAAUCUCCAAUCCAAUAGAAAAUUAAUCCAGAGUUAUUGUGAUGCAAAUAAUUGCGAUUUCUAAUCGUUUCCAAUGUUGAGCUCUUGUUGCUCUCAAUCUCUGUUCCAGCGAGGCCCGAUUCUCAUCCCAUCCUUUUCCAGACUCAGGGUUGUUGACAGACCAGGGAAUUCUCCUCUUUUGACCAGGAAUGCUCAGAUCUUUGAAUCCCAUUCCAAGUUCUCCAAGAAUAAAUGGAAAAUUUCAUGUUUUAGACAUGAGGAUUUUUCUCCUGUAAAUCCCAAAUCUGAUGGUGUUGAACACGGCCUGCCUGAGAAACUGGUGAAGGAGCCUGAACUCGAUAAUUCUACUGAUGUUAAAAGGGAUUGGAUAUCAAGUCUUCGAGAGGCUGCAGAUUUUGUGUUUAGGGCAAUUGGGAGGCGAUGGACUGUACCCUGGAAAGCAGAGACCAUAAUGCAAGUGAUGCUUCUCUGGGUUGUUUCAUUCUGGUUUAUAGGGUCCUGGGUGAUUCCUUUUGCAGCCCACAUGGCAGGUUUCAGCAAGGAAUCUCUGACAUUUAGAGGACAAGCCUUGUUCAGCCUUGUGACUGAUGUAACUGAGGGACUUGCUGGAAUUGCAAUCCUCCAUCAUUGCUUGUCUCAAUUUCGUCCCCUUCCAUCUGAUUGGUUCAGGUUUAGCCUGAAAGGUAACUGGCUAUUUGAUGUUGCUCUUGGAUGCUUCAUGUUUCCCUUGGUCAACCGGCUUUCACAGUUCAACCUUAGCCUAUUGCCUAUUCUACCUUCUACGCCUGUUACAAUGUCAAGUGUUGAGCAGUCAAUUGCAGCAAGGGAUCCAGUGGCAAUGGUGCUGUAUGCGAUAGUAGUUUCAGUGUGUGCCCCUGUGUGGGAGGAGAUAGUCUUUCGGGGUUUCCUUCUUCCUUCCUUAACCAGGUACAUGCCUGUGUGGUGUGCAAUCCUUGUGAGUUCAGUUGCCUUUGCUCUAGCGCAUUUCAAUGUACAGAGGAUGCUCCCACUUAUUUUUCUUGGGGUGGUCAUGGGUGUUAUUUUUACAAGAUCAAGGAAUUUAAUGCCAUCUAUGCUUUUGCAUAGCCUCUGGAAUGGCUUUGUGUUCUUAGAUUUAAUGAGAUAAAGCCUUGCACUUCACAUAUAGAUCCAGAAUCAGUUGAUCAUAUCACUCAAGAGUUUAUUUGGGGCUAAUCUUGUGGGCUAUGCUCUUUUCAAGGAUGUUGAACUUUAGGCCCCUGAUAAGGAUUGCUGCUUUGGCAAUGUUGAUUGACACUCAUCUCCAGAAUGCUUUGUAGGUCCAGCAAACAAAAAGCAAGUAGUAUUGACAGAGAUUGACAGGCCAUUCUAUAAUUUGUUCAUUUAUAGAACUAGUCCAGAACAUCUUUGAUGUCUGUAAUUAUACCAGGGACAAAGGGGAAAAAAGAUAACUCUUUGGCCCGCAGAGAUCUUGCCUCUCAACGUUGUAAACCUCUCAAUUCAGUAAAGGAGCACUCUAUUUUUCCUGUAA